Mytilinidion resinicola is the source of this 1014-nucleotide messenger RNA. Its product is annotated as ribosomal protein L13e. Gene Ontology annotation, biological process: translation. Gene Ontology annotation, molecular function: RNA binding; structural constituent of ribosome. The coding region runs from base 1 to 645 and encodes 214 amino acids. The transcript has 6 exons. Gene Ontology annotation, cellular component: cytosolic large ribosomal subunit; ribosome. The record is from RefSeq and is a predicted model, not a curated record. NCBI's taxonomy places the organism in Eukaryota, Fungi, Ascomycota, Dothideomycetes, Mytilinidiales, Mytilinidiaceae.
AUGGCGAUCAAGCAUAACCAGCAGAUUCAGAAGAAUCACUUCCACAAGGACUGGCAACGUCGUGUGCGCUGCCAUUUCGAUCAGCCAGGCCGCAAGCUGCGCCGCCGCAAUGCUCGUGUUGCGAAAGCCGCGGCUGUAGCUCCUCGUCCCGUCGACAAGCUCCGCCCUGUUGUGCGAUGCCCGACCAUCAAGUACAACCGCCGCGUGCGCGCUGGUCGUGGCUUCACCUUGGCUGAGCUGAAGGCUGCUGCUAUCCCCCGCAAGCUCGCACCCACCAUCGGUAUCUCCGUCGACCCCCGCCGCCAGAACAUCUCCGAGGAGAGCCUCAAGGCCAACGUCGAGCGUCUCCAGGAAUACAAGAAGCGCCUCAUCCUGUUCCCCCGCCGCCACGGCAAGACCAAGACCGGUGACGCCUCCGCCGAGGACGUCAAGGCCGCGAAGAAGGGCGACACCCUCUCCUCCAUCGCGUCGGUCCUGCCCAUCAAGAACGUCAUCGAGUUCACCGAGGCCAAGAUCGGCUCCGUCGAGAAGACCGAGAGCCCGUACAAGACGCUGCGUGCUGCGCGCUCCGAGGCCAGGCUUGUGGGUGUGCGGGCCAAGCGCGCCCAGGCGAAGGCUGAUGAGAAGGAGUCGGCGAAGAAAUAGGUGCUGCGGUAGCAGAAAAAGUGCUCUGGGCGAUUGUGUGCUGGAGAUGGCAUACCGGUGUUUUCUCAUGGCUACUGGAUCUCGUCCUGCGGGACUCAUCGCUGGUUCACGGACUGGCGGUGGCUCGAAAUUCAAUACACAUUCUAGACGUCAAUGAAUCAGUCUGUUUGUGAAAAUGUUUGAGAUUUACAUGUAACGUUUGACGUUUUAAUUCAAUCUUCGACCUGGCGCUGAUGGGCCUAACUUAGUAACGCAAAACACCAGUUAAUCAAACUCACGUGGAGUAUCGAGACUACUGGUCUAUAUGAUUUGCUGGCGCGGUCGAGUCGUGUUUUGAACAUCGAUGCCAUCCAAAAAUGUCAAUGAGGG